Molecule: messenger RNA, 1658 nt
Organism: Hippocampus zosterae (dwarf seahorse)
Lineage: Eukaryota; Metazoa; Chordata; Actinopteri; Syngnathiformes; Syngnathidae
Exons: 6
Coding region: 171-989 (272 amino acids)
Source: RefSeq, a predicted model, not a curated record
CUCCUCGUCGUCCACGGGGCUCAUUUGUGUCCGGAUAUAAACACACAGCUGCACUCUGCAUGUCACAUGCACUAUUUUUUAAAAAACAAAUAGACCUCGCAAAAUAAGUCACAAAUAAGAAGAGAAAGAAGAAUAAAGAGGGCACCAUUGCGCGAGGAGCAUUCUCAAGGAUGGAGGAUUCUUCAUCCAAGCUAUCGGUGGCCGAGCUAGCCGGCAGGUUCAAAGGUCAUAUACUGCCCAUGCCCGCUGCGCACGAUGAGUCACCCUUUCGACGAAAACUUCCAUGUUCGCUGAGGUUUCCCAUCCGGAACGAUGAUGUGCAACAAUCCCAUACGAACGCCAGCGAAACGCUCUCCACGAGUCCCGUUCAAAUCAGGACGAAGAAGAGCUCCGCCAUCAUCGAGAGACUUCAGGCCAACCUCACCUUGUCACCAACCGCCCUGCUGCCGUCGCCCAAGGGCCCUGAGGUAAACCGGCAGCCUGAUUCGCCGGCGCCGCCCUCCACUCCCUUCGCCGCCGCCGCCACGACCUCGCCGAGCCCCACCUUGCAACCCACCCAGCUGUACGUGGAGGAGGACGAGGAGGGGGAGGAUCAGGAGGAACCCGUCAGCUUUGACGGCCCUCCUGAAGGGGCCUCGCUGCCCAGCUUCCACAAGACUCGUGCUCGGCUGUCGUUCAAGAGGCGUCCGCCCACGAGACAACACAGGAGGUCGGCGGGGGGGGAGGCGGCAGCGCUAUUCGGCGGCAUCCCGUCGCCGUGUGAACUGCACUCGCCCCAAACCAACGGAGACGCCAUUUUACAAUGCCCGGACCGGGUCCCUCGGAAAGAAGGCGAGGGAGAUGACAGGGAGGAGCAGCAGGAGGACAAGGAGGAUGAGGAGGAGCAAAGGAAACGAGGAAACAACCCCCAAGAGGAAGAAGAAGAGACGCGGGAGGAGGAAAUGUGGCCGCGGCACACGGAUGGAGGGGAUCGCGAUGAUCUCCAUUGAUCUGUGAACAAUGAUAAUGACCUCUGAAAAACGCACAGAUUUUUGGAAUAUUUAACUGCUUUGACUCAUAGGGACAACUCGCGGGUUAUGUCGCCCUCAGCUGGCCAUUUUUAGAACAUGUCCUCGUGUGUACUCAUGCAUGGACUAGACGCGUCGCUGUCGAGUCGCUAUAGCCAAAUUUCCAACAUUAUUGACUUUCAUCUUGAAAGCAUACUUUUUUUUAAAAUACGCGAGUAUUUAUUGAAAAAAUGAGAUUCUGUAAUUCAUAUUAGAACUUCAAUUUCAAAUAUGGAAAUUUUUCUUUAAAAAAAACUUUGAAUUUGUAAAUUACAAGAAUAAUCUGGAAACGAUACGUGUUUUUGUAAAAUUGACCCUUUGAUUUUGUAGUGUCAUUUCAUUGUCUUUUCAGUCUGGCUUUAAUGUUCCUUCAUGAAGAUAAUUCAUUUGUAGGGAUGAAAUAUUUUGGAAUGAUAUUGAAUACAUAUUUUAGCAGACAUAAAAAAUGAGUCACUGCAUCACAAAAACAGUCACCAACAAAACAAUCAGUGUUUCCUUAUUAUUUUUCUGUCUGUUGUUUAAUGCUCGUCUUUUAUUUUAAUGCAUAUCAGUCUGGACUCCGGUACGGGUCAUGCACAAUAAUAAACAGUUUCUUGUUUGUUUUACAGAUAA